Glycine soja is the source of this 2020-nucleotide messenger RNA. Its product is annotated as proline-rich extensin-like protein EPR1. The record is from RefSeq and is a predicted model, not a curated record. Bases 8 to 1789 code for a protein of 593 amino acids. NCBI's taxonomy places the organism in Eukaryota, Viridiplantae, Streptophyta, Magnoliopsida, Fabales, Fabaceae. The transcript is spliced from 2 exons. Gene Ontology annotation, cellular component: plasma membrane.
UCCAACAAUGGCUGCAGUGUUAUGGGUAUUGGCUUUAGCUAGCCUCUGCUACCCGCUAGCCACAAUCAAUGCCCAAGCACCAACAGGUACACCCUCCAAUUGGCAACCUUCAACCCCUUCAGCACCCUCCAAUUUGCCAACCACAACCCCAAAUGCACUUUCUACAUUGCCAACAACAACCACAUAUGCACCAUCUACAUUGCCCUCCACAACCCCAAAUGCACCAUCUACAUUGCCAACAACCACGCCAAAUGCACCCUCUACAUUGCCCUCCACAACCCCAGUUGCACCCUCAACAUUGCCAACCACAACUCCAAAUGCACCCUCAACAUUGCCAACUACAAAUCCAACUGCACCCUCAACAUUGCCAACAGCAACUUCCCCCUCUUCUAGCAAACCAUCAGUAGCCAAACAACAACCCGUUGUGGCUGCAACUCCUUCCACCUCAAAGAAACCACCAACAGCAGCAACUUCUCCCACUUCUACUCCAACAACAACAGCUGCACCCUCCAAAUUGCCAACUGCAGCUUCCCCCACUUCUAGCAAAACACCAAUCACCACUCAGGCUCCUGUGAAUUCACCAGUUCCAAAAGCCACAUCUCCAACAUCAUCUGCUCCUGUGAAAUCACCAGUUCCUAAAACCACAUCUCCAACAUCAUAUGUUCCUGUGAAGUCACCAGUUCCAAAAGCUACAUCUCCAACAACAUCUGCUCCUGUGAAAUCACCACUUCCAAAAGCUACAUCUCCAACAAUAUCUGCUCCUGUGAAAUCACCACUUCCAAAAGCUACGUCUCCAACUACAUCUGCUCCUGUGAAAUCACCACUUCCAAAAGCUACAUCUCCAACAACAUCUGCUCCAGUGAAAUCACCACUUCCAAAAGCUACAUCUCCAACAACAUCUGCUCCAGUGAAAUCACCACUUCCAAAAGCUACAUCUCCAACAACAUCUGCUCCUGUUAAAUUACCAGUGCCCAAAGUUACAACUCCAACUUCUGCUCCUGUGAAAUUACCUGAUACCAAGCCUUUACCACCAUCAUCUGCUCCAGUUAAAUUACCAGUUCCCAAGGCUUUACCACCAACCUCCACUCCACUGAAACCACCAGUUCCCAAAACUACACCUCCAAAAAUAGCUCCGGUGAAACCACCUGUUCCCAAAACUUUGCCUCCAAAAAUUGCUCCUGUGAAGCCACCAGUCCCCAAGGUUACACCAGCAUUAAGUCCAAAACCCCCAUCCCCCAAAAUCCCACCCAAGAAAGCUCCCAUUUCACCCCCUCCACUGCCAUUACCACCAGCUGAUGCACCACCAUUGCCUACUCCAAAAGUAUCCCCAACACCAUCCAAAGCACCAACACCAGCCAAAGAAACACCAGCACCAGCACCUGCACACAAAAAGAAAGCACCAAAAUCAUCACCUGUUCCCUCACCACUAAGUAACACACCGACACCAGCACCAACGCCAGCGAUUGAAACGCCAACACCAGCACCAGCACCUGAAGAUGACACGCCACCCCCCCCUCCCCACAGGCACAGGAGAAGAAGACACAAGCACAAGCACAAGCACGAGAGACACCAUGCACUUUCUCUGGCUCCAGCACCUACAACUAUUAUUCGGAGAAGUCCCCCAGCACCACUUGCUGACGAUAUUGCUACAACCGAUUCAGAAGAGACACCAUCACCAGCACCAAGUCCCAAUGCGAAUGGUGCACACUCAUACUAUAGGCAAGGGAAUAUGUGGCCAAGUAUUAAUAUUGGACUCGCUAUUGCCAUUUUGUUAUCUGUCAUCGCUUGACACUUGCAACAGCUGCUAUAGAAGUCUCAUAUGAAGAACAUGGAUUCACUCUAAUUAAGCGGUGGUUUGGUUUGCAAAACAUAUAAAAUCAGUUAAAUGUAUAAAACUGAAUAACGAAAAGUUAUAUUUAUCCAUAUUUUUUUAUUUAUUUUAUUUCGUUCUUUCUUAAUUUGUAUUGUGAUCUUUGCUCAAAAAUAUUAAUGAUACGAGUUUUUGAAUUGUUGAAACAAC